This is a messenger RNA of Platichthys flesus (European flounder), 3852 nucleotides long. RefSeq names its product trichohyalin-like. Bases 1 to 2832 code for a protein of 943 amino acids. Lineage: Eukaryota; Metazoa; Chordata; Actinopteri; Pleuronectiformes; Pleuronectidae. Gene Ontology annotation, biological process: spermatogenesis. The record is from RefSeq and is a predicted model, not a curated record. The transcript is spliced from 21 exons.
AUGAGUGAACUGCUGCUCACUGUGUUCCAGGCCGAGGCCAACAUGGAGUCUUUCAGGAGCGAGCUCAGCGCCUCGUUUGAGAGGAGACUGGUGGAGAGGGAGGCGCGGGUCAACCAGCUAACCCAAGAGCUGGAGGGUGUGAAACAGAAGAUGAAAGGAAGAGAUGAGCGUGUGAGGCACCUGAACCAGGAUGUGCUUGGUUUGCGAGCCACACAGGACUCUCUGACGAGAACCUUGGCUGUGAAGGAGAAACACACACAACAGCUGGUCCACGACAGCGUGCAGCUCCAAGAAACCGUGACCUCGCUGCAGAGCAAAUUACAAACGAGCGAGUGCAUGCUGAGGGACAUCGGCGAGACCCUGGACCAGACCACAAGCAGCCUGAACACGGAAAGACAGCAGAGAGAGCAGAACCAGGAACAGUUGCAUCAGUGCAACAAAGAGGUAGAGCGUCUUCAGCAGGAACUCACUCAUGUUCAUCGCACCGCUGAAAAGAAGAUGCAGAGGAGGGAGAUUAAGAUAAGUUUGCUGGUGAAAGAGCUCACGGAGAGUAAGAAGCAGCACGCUGAUUGUCAGGAGCAGUUGCUCCACAGAGAGAAGGCUUUGGAGAAGCUGCACCAGGAGAGGGACGAGCUGAGAGCCAAGAUGGAGGAGCAGAGCAGAGAGUGUGUCCGCCUCAACCAGACCAAAGAGAGACUGGAGGCUGACUUGGCUCUGAGCCACGAGAAACUCCACGGCUCUCAUCUGGAGGUCCGAAGCAGAGAUCAGUUAAUUCUGCAGUUAAGAGAUGAGAUGAAGACGGCGGGACAAAAGUAUCAAGCAACACAAGAGCAGGUGAUGGCAGAGCUGGAGUGUGAGCUGAGACACUUGAACCACACAGUCAGAGGACACCAAGAAGAGGCCUGUCAGUUAAGCAGAAAGGUCAGAGACACAGAGCGCCGCAAAGACCAGAAGGAGAAAGAACAAGAGCGGCUGCAAAAUCAGAUCCGUGUUAGUCAGCAACAGGUUGAAGCGUCUGAAGGGAAGCUGAGGAAGCAGGAGGAUGAGAUGGGACUUCUUCAUCAGCAGCUGAAAGGAGCCAAGGAGGAGCUCGACGUUGCCAGUUCCCAGAUCCAGGAGCAGAAUGAAACAGUAGCGAUUUUGAAACAAAAGUACGCUGCGGCAAUAGAGAAGGUUCAUAGGGUGCAGGGGCAGGUGGAGCUUUUAGAAGAGGAACUACAGUAUUCACAGCAACAGCUAGGAGAGUCCCAGUUAGAAACGCAUUCUGUGAAGCGAGAGCAAGCCGAGCUGGAGCAGCGGCACCGGGAAAAGGUUAGCCAAUGGGAGAGCUCGCAAGAGGCUCUCGACCAGCUGACAGAUGAGCUGCAGGCCAAUCAGACCCUGCUGAGCGAGAGGCAACAACAAGUGGACCACUUCAGAAGCCUGAUUGGAUCCCUGCAGGAGCAAGGGGAUAAGCUCAAACAACAGAAGCUGAUGUUGGAAUGUGACCUACGGCUUCAUAAGACGAGUCAUUCUCACUCUGAUGAGGAGUACCUCGGCCUCCAAAGACACAGCCAGCAGCUACAGAAGCGCUGCACUGAGCAGGUUGAGCGCAUUGCAGAGUGUGAAGGGGCUAUCCUUCAGAUGAAGUCGGAGCUGGAGAGACAAACCCAGGAAAUGACGCAAAAUCUCGCGCUGUCCCACCGCACACACGUGAGCAUUUGCGGCCGCCUGGAACAGGAAGUGACACGCCUGAAAGCCCAAGUCACACACUUGGAGCUCGAGCUGGCGGCUACUCGAAAGGUGCACGCGGCGCUCCUCAGGCAGUCGGAGGAGGAGCUGGAGGAGGCCCGGCGGGAUGCUGCGGCAGGGAGCAGGGAGGUGGAUGCACGGAGAGGAGAGGUGCAGAGGCUUCAGGAGGAGUUGCGGAAGCAGGAGGAGAAGAUGAGAAGUGCCACCAGAGAGAAACAGAGUCUUAGCGCCUUCAUCCGGCAGCUGAGCCAAGAGGUGGAGGAGUUACGCGGCAAACACCACGCGACAGUGGAGGAUUUGGCAGCCGGCGCAGAGGAAGUGAGGCGGAUGGAAGGCUGUCUGAGAGAGGGGAAGCUAGCAGAGGAGAAAAUAAGGUCAAUGGCCGUGAGGCUGGAGACGGAGGUGGCCGAGCUCAGGACGAACCUUCAACAGGCCGUCAGUGAUAAGCUCCAGGCAGAGGGCGGGAAACAAGAUGCACAGGAGCAGGCGAACAUGCUCCGGGCCGAGCUGGAGGAGACGCUGUCUGACAAUGCAAACAUUCGCCAUGAGAGCCAGCUGGUCAUGACCAACGUCAACGGAUGGAUCACCGAACAGAAGGCUUCCAGCGAGAAGCUCACUGCACAGAUGAAGGCCCAGCACGAGCUGCUGCUCAUGGUCACCAAGGAGAACGGACAUCUUCAGGAGGCUAAUGACACAUUGAAGGUGGAGGUAAAGAGACUGAAGGAAGUGGCGGAUGAGAAGGAGAGAGACGCGCAACGCUUCAAGGCCCGGAUCCGAGAACAUGGCAUCCGGCAAGAUGAGAGAACUGUGGAGAAUCAGACCUGUGUGGCUCAGAACCUCAGCAAAAUCCAGCAAAUGCAGACCAGACUGCGGAGCAACCUGGAGGCCGUCGGAAUGCUAAAUCAACAACUAAACGCUCUCAGCAGGGAGAAUAAGCGGUUACGCAGGCAGCUGGAGGAGGAGAGGUCCCUGCGUCAACGAGCGCAGCCUCCUCCUCCCACCCCCCCAGCGCGGCUCCUCCGUCCACCUCCCCAUCUCCCUCGCCGCCCGCCCUCCUCCUCCUCCCUCCGCCUUCCCUCCUCCACCCCUCUGUCUCCCUGAUCCCCUGGGCCUGCACCCGGCGACGGGGCGGACUGAUGAGAUUCUAACCCGAGCAGAGCGGAGACUCGUGAGACCAGGUGAGUCCCGGGCUUUGUCCGGAGCGUCGCCCGGGACGAGGUCCGGCUGCCGAGAGCUCUGUCUCCGCCUCUCUGGGAGAUGCCUGGUCGGGGAGGACGAGCAGGGAUCUGACCAAAUGAAGCCCCCUGAAGACUUUGACCUGUCAUGACCCUUUGACCUCCACCUCCUCGCCAGGGAGCGUAUUCAGUAUGAGGUUAAUGUCCUCCAGGUCAAAGUCAAGUCCCUGGGUGCUCUUUGCCUGAGGGGGGCUCCGGAACCAGCAGAUGAUGGAAUUUACUCAAAUCGUCCAGAGUGGAGUAAAAAAAAUAGCUCCACUGCUACGCCUUGAAGAGAUUUACUCUGGGAAAAAUAUUUUUAGAUUUAAAAACUGACACUUUUCACUAUUAAAAAAGCCAUUGAUUGCUUUCUCGAUGGGUACAAAUGCUCCAAGCUGAGAUAUCUUAUAAAAUUGCCAGUUACUUCUUCAAAUAAGGAUCUUGUUUUGCACUUAGCCCUGAAACGUCCGCACUUGGAGGAGUCCUGCUGACCUACAAUGAAUUUAAUUCAGUCAGCAAAUGAAGUAUACCCACUAAAGCACUAAUUCCCAGUGCUGACGAAUGUGUCUUCCACUGGAGAUGAAUGAGGGACGGCACAUCAUCAGCCUCCACAGACAUACCUCAGAUGUCCGAGGGAAUGGCUGCAGCACAGUCUAAUGGCACUGCAGCUGCGCGCCAUGUGUCCUACAUGCACUGCGGUGAAUGUGUGUCUUUGUGUGCGAGUGCAUUUCAUGUCUGCGUGCUUCUGUCCCUCUGUCAGUGCCUGUGGGUGACUGUGUGCUUGAGUAGAUGGGAUGUUUAGUAUUGAACAUUUUGUUUUAUGGUUUAAAAACGUCUCUUUUUCCAUGUCGCUGGGUUUGAGAUCGCCGUGUUGUAUUGACAGAAAAAUAAAAACAGAGACGUCUGU